Molecule: messenger RNA, 1320 nt
Organism: Geosmithia morbida
Lineage: Eukaryota; Fungi; Ascomycota; Sordariomycetes; Hypocreales; Bionectriaceae
Product: nuclear migration protein JNM1
Exons: 3
Coding region: 1-1320 (439 amino acids)
Biological process (GO): mitotic spindle organization
Cellular component (GO): cytoplasm; dynactin complex
Source: RefSeq, a predicted model, not a curated record
AUGGCUCGCGAACGCAAAUACGCUGGCCUUCCAGACAUGGAUGAUGCUCCGGACAUUUACGAGACGCCCGAACUGACCGACGACACAUCUACUGUGCCGACUGCCACCCACGCCCAAUCCGACGACGAAUUCUACGACGUCGAAGACGACACACAGAUCAUCUCCAGGUCGCGCCUCCGCAUCGACGAGGCCCGUGCCCACUUCCUCCCCGCCCACGUCAGCUCGGAAGGCGUUGACUUCUCGGAGCGCGUGGACGGCAAGCGCAAGUCGUACAAGGCCUCGAGCCGCCGACAGAGGAUCCUCCAGGACGGCACCCGGGAGCUCGGCGACCUAUCCGACGACGACGACGACGAGAGCCUCGAGAGGAGGAUUGCCCGUCUGAGGCGCGAGGUGGAGGAGGUCAAGGAGGUGUAUGCCCGGAAGAAGGAGGCACCACCGCCCGGCGUGGCGUCAGAGUCCCAGGCCGAGGGCGGCCUGGACAGGCUGCAGUCCCUUUCCCACGUGCUCGAUGAGAUCUCGAGACCUGUCGGGACGGCGCACACGACGCCUGCCGCCGCCCCGUUGCCCGCACCCGCACCCCCGUCCGGGGAGGAGCGAGAUGCGACGGCGACGGCGACGGCGACGGCGGCCGUGCCUGUGAACGGCGAAGCCACAUACACGGUCACCUACGCACCCACAUACGACAAGUCCCACGCGCUGGCGCGGGCGGCCGAGUUCGACCGACGGCUCCUGAUGCUAGAGAGGGGGCUCGGGAUCAACGAGAGCCCGGUCCCCGAGGCCGGGUCCGAGGGCCUCGGGCGCGCCAUACUGCCCACUCUCGACUCUCUGGAGAAGCAGAUCUCUACUCUGGCGCAGGCUUCGACGGCCAACCUCGACGCCAUCAGCCGACGCGUGCGCAGCCUGGCAGCAGAGCAGGACAAGCUCAACGACGCGCGCGAAAAGGCCAAGACGCUGCGCGAGGAGCUCGGGGCGCCCUCCGGCGCCGGCGCAGGCGGCGAAGAGCCGGAGCAGGAGGCCAAGGUCAAGGCCCUCUACGGCAUCCUGCCCACCAUCGAGAGCCUCACACCCAUCCUGCCACCCCUGCUGGACCGCCUGCGCUCCCUCAGGGUCAUCCACGCCGACGCCGCCGCCGCGGGCGAGCGGCUCGACCGCAUCGACCGGGAUCAGGCUAGUCUGGCCGAGGAGCUCAAGCAGUGGCGUACCGGGCUGGAGAAGAUGGAGGGGUCCAUCGGGGACGGGAACGGGACAUCCAAGGAGAAUCUCAAGGUGAUGGAAGCGUGGGUGAAGGAUCUGGAGGGUAGGUUGGCCAGUCUGCAGUAG